Molecule: messenger RNA, 4977 nt
Organism: Gadus macrocephalus (Pacific cod)
Lineage: Eukaryota; Metazoa; Chordata; Actinopteri; Gadiformes; Gadidae
Product: coronin-1C-A-like
Exons: 11
Coding region: 29-4114 (1361 amino acids)
Biological process (GO): cell migration; actin filament organization
Molecular function (GO): actin filament binding
Source: RefSeq, a predicted model, not a curated record
GUAGCAGCAGCCGCAUCAACCACCCCCAAUGGGGCAGAAACUGGACAAGGGGCUGGCGAGAGAGGGGCGGCCCGCGGCUGUUUCAGACAGUCUGGAGCAGUCGGGGGGAACAGAACCAUCGUUGCACGCAGAGGAAGAAGGAGGAGAAGAGGCCGCAAGUCAGGCAGAGGGCGACAACGGUCAUGGGGCGUCUCCGGGCCACACUCGCGGGAUCAGUGUCAGUAACCUAGCCAUUGAGCAGGCCGAGUUCAUAGCCCCUCUUGCAAGAAUAGACCCCCAAAGCAGGGAGCCAAUGAAAUCUAUUCCAGCUCACGGGGAGAACCUUUCUUUCAAAGCUAGAGGAGUUCAUGAGGGUGGGGUCAGAGAAGGUCCUGCCUUGUCACCAGCAGCACGGGGGACCGUCACUGCUUUACGUCCAGUGGAUACAGCGCAACAUUUGGGGUGGACUGCGGGAAGGAAAGCGCGGACCACUGUAGAUUUGGCUAUUGCCAGAGCGGGGACCACCAGCAUCGAAAUGGAGGAGCAGGGGGAAACCCACCAUGGCACCAUGGGAGCCAGGGGUCUGACCCGCAGGAUGCACAAGAAGGAUCCAAGCGCUUCCACUGACCAUGCUAACGAGGAGGACUUUGUGGUUUUGGAGAAGGAUGAUAUUCGGUUUACAUCUGAUGGGAAAUGUGAGAGUGAUUGUAGCGAUGACAGCGGAGCGGAGAGUCACCAAGCCGAUUCACAAAUUGAGUCUGCUCCUUCAAAAGUGGAAGAGAAUGGACUUCCACAAGCAGGUGGAUUAAAAUCCGGUCAUUCCCAGAGAUGGGCUGAAAAAUCCAACGGAAACACGCUACACAGAACAGGUGAUGGGGACGGAAGUCAAAGUCUGGGAUCUGACACUAUUUCGACCGCGGUCAACUGUAUGGCGGAAAAUGUUACAUGCCUGACCUCACGGUCCGUAAUGGAGCUAAAUUCGUCUGAAGAGACGGGCAUCGGGUGUCAGACGGAGAGGGCCAAUAAUACUAGAGCUGGCCAUGUUCAGAAACAUGGUGGUGGAGGAGAUACACCAUGCAGCACACAGCAGGGCCCAACAAUCCACAACCAGGGACUAGCUUCAGAGAUGCAAGGGGGGUUGGCCAGAACCCACAGGCAGAGUUCCAACGAUAUGGAAAACACUAUAGCUCAAUUCAAAAGCACUGACUCCUCGGAUCAGGAUGGGGAAAUUAGACACGCAUCCCCAGAGAAGUCUAAAGGCCACUCGGAAAGUUUGGAGGUUUCUUUGUGCGAAGCUCAGCAGAAAAGAGGCAACAGUCAUCAGUCGUACGGUAGAACCAAGCAACAACACGAGGGAAGCAAUCGGUGCGUGAGGAGCUCGUUUGGGAAUGCCGUCUCGAAGAGAGCCAAAGAGGGCGUUCAGGGGAGCAUGAGUUUGUGCAGGAGGGAAAGAGAACAGGAGGUAAGCGAUGAGCCUCGGCCAUGUAGAGCCGACCCUCACCCUCCUCUGGCUCAGUGCAACAGCUGUUCUGUAUCACAAGCAUCAGGCCAUCCUACAUCCUCAUCCAAACCAGGCCAUCUCACUGAAUGUCCACUACCAGAGCACUGUGAUGGGAACUGGACUGAGCAGAUACAGACAGCCAGCUUGAAGAAGGAGGGCCACAUUGUUGUAUUCUCUGCAAUGGUGACCGAGCCACCUUCCGUUCACGAGCUGCGUCCGACAGUCGUUGAUAAGAACGGUUUAGUGAUAACACCAGGGGAUGCAGACACCUCACUUGACUCGCAAGACGAGAUAAGAGAGAAGGCCAGAGCGAAAGGCCCGCCUCCCCCCGUUCCCAAGAAACCUAAGAAUUCCCUUAUCAAGCUCCGCAUGGCCCAGCUGAACACCAGCGAGGUCAAGAGGAGAGGCAAGAGCCAACUUGAUAAGGACGAGAAGGUGAAGCGGAGGCACACGGUGGAUUUCAACACGGGCAUGGCUCCGCGGGACGUGGUGACCAAUCAGGAUAUGGCCUUGUUUUGGGACGACAUGGGCACGUACACCAUGCCGUCCGACGCGCAACGCCAGUCCGCCGACUGCCACCCUGAACCCGGAAGACGCCAAAGGCUGCGGAAAAUCAACGAUAAGUUCAGAGACAUGAUCAAUUUCGACUACUGCAGUCGUAUGGAGAAGCUGUCCCCAGACUGCGAGCUGAGGAACAUCGACAUGCUGCAAAAAGAGAUGUUAGAGGACAGGUGGCAAAGAGACGAUGGGUCUCCUUCUCCUCCGCCUCGUCCCGCACGGAGGGCACCCCGGAGGCCGCUCACCCCCCCAGAGACGCCGACGCAUCCUGAACCUACAGAGGACGAAGAAGCACCGCCAUCGAGGCUGCCGGUGGUCUCGGGCAGACGGGGCGUGGAGCCUGAGCCUGGGCGUUACGUCCCACAGGUCCAGAGGUCCAGAGACCGCCGCAGGACCGUUGAGGGCAUCGUGCCGCCACGGGUGGAUGCGGAACCCGAGGACAAGGGGAGCUCCUACAAGCCCGUGGCGGAGCUCAUCAAAGAGACCAACCAGCUUCACCAAGGACGCCGGAGACCGGGCGGAUCGAGGCCGGACGGAGGUGGGCGGCCUCCGCCGGCAGUGGCGGAGCACAGCCAGAGCACCAAAGUGUCCCAGAUGAAGGACACCUUCGAUGUGCCCAAGAAACCCAAGAGACCCGUGGAGAGGCCGUCCGAAGUGAACCCACCACAGAAGAAGGAUAUGUUGAGGCGCGUUGUGCGACAGAGCAAGUUCCGGCAUGUGUUCGGCCAGGCGGUGCGGAACGACCAGAUCUACGACGACAUCCGCGUCUCCCGGGUGACGUGGGACUCCUCCUUCUGCGCCGUCAACCCCAAGUUUGUGGCCAUCAUCAUCGAUGCCAGCGGGGGCGGAGCCUUCCUGGUGCUCCCGCUACAGAAGACGGGUCGCAUAGACAAGACCUACCCAACCGUGUGCGGUCACACGGGCCCCGUGCUGGACAUCGACUGGUGUCCUCACAACGACCUGGUCAUCGCCAGCGGCUCUGAAGACUGCAAGGUCAUGGUGUGGCAGAUACCUGAGAAUGGCCUGGAGGAACCUCUGUCACAGCCGGCUGUGGUCCUGGAGGGCCACUCCAAGAGGGUGGGCAUCGUGACCUGGCACCCCACGGCUCGUAAUGUCCUCCUUAGCGCAGGCUGUGACAACCAGGUGGUGAUCUGGAACGUGGGGACGGGCGAGGCCCUGGUGCGUCUGGACGACAUGCACCCCGACGUGAUCUUCAGCGCCUGCUGGAGCCGCAGCGGCAGCCUGAUCUGCACCGCCUGCAAGGACAAGACGGUGCGCGUCAUCGACCCGCGCAAGGGGAAGAUCAUCGUGGAGAAGGAAAAGGCCCACGAGGGAGCUCGACCAAUGAGAGCCAUCUUCCUGGCAGACGGCAGCAUCUUCACCACUGGAUUCAGCCGCAUGAGCGAGCGCCAGCUGGCUCUCUGGAGAACUGAUAACAUGGACGAGCCCAUAAACGUCCAGGAGAUGGACUCCAGCAACGGCAUUCUUCUGCCGUUUUACGACCCUGACACCAACAUCGUGUACUUGUGCGGAAAGGGGGACAGCAGCAUUCGGUACUUUGAGAUCACGGACGAGUCGCCGUACGUGCACUACCUCAACACCUUCUCGUCCAAGGAGCCUCAGCGGGGGAUGGGCUACAUGCCCAAGAGAGGCCUCGACGUCAACAAAUGUGAAAUUGCUAGGUUUUAUAAAUUGCAUGAGAGGAAGUGUGAGCCCAUCAUCAUGACUGUGCCCCGGAAGUCCGACUUGUUCCAGGACGACCUGUACCCGGACACGGCCGGCCCGGACCCCGCCGUGGAGGCGGAGGAGUGGUGGGCCGGGAAGAACGGCAACCCCAUCCUGAUCUCGCUGAAGAACGGCUAUGUCGCCACAAAGAACCGGGAGCUGAAGGUGUCGCCAAACCCUUCCGCUCCCCAGAAGACCCCUGGACCCCAGGCCCCACAAUCCACCCCCAUAAAGGGGGAGGACAAGCUGGAGGAGGUGCUGCGGGAGUUCAAGUCGCUCAGGGACCGCGUGAUCCUGCAAGACCGGCGCAUCGCCAAGCUGGAGGAGCAGAUCGCCAAGGUGGCCAUGUGAUCAGCCCCCCCCCUCCCCCUGGGGCCGUGCCAUGGUCGCGGGGCGUCGGAGGGAGACGAGACGAGGUGGGCCGAGCCAGGGCCGAAAGGGUGAAAUCAAUUGGGCUUCAUUCCCCCUCCCUCCCCCUCCCCUGGGAUCAGACCAAGCUCUCAUUCCAAGAUGGCGUCUAUCGUUUUUUCUUUCGUUUCUUUCCCAUGACACGUCUCGCUCCCUCGUUGGUCCUCAAACACGGGAGAUAAAACUGUUUGAUUCAGGUCCACUUUUUACUAUGGAUGAACACAUUUGAAGAGUUGCUGUUUUUCUGUGUAUGUGUAUUUUUUUUUUUUGUGCGGUUACAGAACAUUCUGGUGCUAGUAUGUAUUAUUAUGUAGACAUCAGUAUUACCAUACUUUUGUUUUUCUUUGCGUUGCCAAAUUUGAAUUGUACGUGGUUUAAAUGCACUGUUUUUACUUAUUUUUGUUUCUCCCGUUGUACAUUCCUGCCCUUUUCCAAACACAGAACCAUUUACACGACGAUUGAUUUUAAAAUGUCCCCUUAUGCCCAUUUGAUUGUGUUUUUAAAUAGGUGGUCCCUGCGAAAUAAAGUGUUUCUGAAACAAUUUAGCUCUUGUAGGAUUUUUUUUUUUUUUGGUUUUGGAGUUUUGGAUUGGAGGGGAGAGGGGGGUGGGAGCGGGACUGCCUUAUAGCACUGCAUCACUCUCCCUCUCUCUGGUGUAAAUGUUGAUGUGUACGUGUUGAUGGAGCCUCUUGUCAAUCCUCUUCAGUGUUGGGGAAGGAAGCACUCCCUCAGCUCUUGUUUCAUCCCCUGACUCCCUGAUAAUAUUCUGUUCACACAAUAAAGAUUGUACACCUGGGGAAAAGAAA